AUGGUCCGGAGGUCCCGGCUCUCAGCCCAGGAAUUUGGCCAAGUCCUUCUUGAACCCGCUGUUGUUUUUCCCGGCCCUGAGAAACUUCCUGACUUUACAACCCCUUCCUCUGGCAGCCUGAAGAAUCCUGAGGCUUUCGUCUAUUUGCACUCCUCUCUCUGCGCCCUUCUGUAUAUGCCGUUCUACCAGCGUCCUCCUGCCCGGUUGUUGAAGGUGCGCUCUCCUUCACGGGCCUUCUGCUCCUGGGCCUCCUCAAGUUUAUUCCCCCACUUGCACGGAAUUCCCCCAGCCCCUGCUCUGUGCCCCCUGAAACUCAGCAGCUUGGUGCGGGAGGUGGCGGGCCUCUGCCUGCACGAGGAGGCGCAGGGCUCGGUGCGGCUGCUGCGGGGGUCCCCGGCCUGGCGGGACCCCGGCCCCCGUGCCCCCCGCGCCCCCCGGCCCGCCCCGCGCCCGCUCCGCAUCCGGGCCUGGUACCCGGGCCGGCCGGCCGGGGCCCGCGCGGAGUCGGCGGUGGAGGCGGCAGUGGAGCGAGUCAAGGCCGCCCUGGCAGUCCUGCCCCUGCAGAGCCCCUUGCUGCUGAGCCGCGAUCCGGCCCGCUACUGCCUGGCUGUCUGGGGAGAUGCCAUUCCUGACGCCCACCUGCAGGGCUUGGCCUUGUGGCCCGAGUUUGGCUCCCCAGAGUUGCUCCUACCGGAUGGGCCUGGGAUCCCGGACGCCGACUUCCUCCUGUACGUGCGGGUGGUCCAGACCCCCAAAUGCCAUCAACCCCCCCCUCAACUCUUCUCUCCUUUUCCCUUCCUUUCCAAGCUCCCUAUCCUUUUUCUCUUUCUGCCGCAGCCCUCCGUCAUCGCCUAUGCCGCCUGCUGCCAACUGGGCCCCAACGACAGGCCCCUCGCAGGCACCAUUGUUUUCUGUGCCCGGCGCCUCGCUGCUCCCGACUACAGUCACAGCGACACAGUCACGGCCACUGUGCACGAGCUGCUCCACACGCUGGGCUUCUCUGGGAGACUGUUUGGCAAGUGGCGAGACUGUACCCCCAUCUUGGGCACUGAACAGGACUGUUCCCCGUGGCGGCGGGUGACCCAGCAGGAUGAGUUGGGACAGCUGCACCUGAUCACGCCCGCCGUGAGGCUCAGCUUGGCUGGUCACCUGGGUAGCCCGGACGUCGCCCUGGGAGCCCCCCUGGAGGAGGAGGGUCCAUCCUCCUCGCACUGGGAGGCCCGGCUGCUCCAGGGGUCGGUGAUGACGUCCACCUUUGCUCGCUCCCGCCAUGCGCGGCUUGACCCCAUCACCCUCGCGGCCUUCGUGGACAUGGGCUGGUAUCAGGUUAACCUCAGCGUGGCGCAGGAGCUGGAGUGGGGCCGAGGUGCUGGCCCAGACUUUGGCCUGGUGACCACCUGCGGGACCAGCUCCUCUGACUUCUUCUGUAAUGGCAGCGGCCUGGGCUGCCACUACCUGCACCUGGACAAGGGCCGCUGCUCCUCGGAUCCCUUGCUGGACGGGUGCCGCCUGUACAAGCCUCUCACCAACCGGAGCGAGUGUUGGAAGGAGGGAAACACCCCCGAGACUGGGGCCGCAACCCUCCACGGGGAGAUCUACCACCCCGGCAGCCGCUGCUUUCUGGCCAACCUCACCUCUGACCUGCUCCCUGCGAGCCCCAGCCGGGCCCCAGGGGCCCAAGAGGACCUCUCAGGCCGCUGCUACUUACAUCGCUGUGGGACGGGCAGGGUGUCCCAGGUGCGGGUGGAAGGGGCACCUUGGCUCUCAUGCCCACUGCGGGCAGCCAUUCAGGUACCCGGAUAUGACGGCCUCCUCUUCUGUCCCCGAAGCAAACUGUGCCAGGCUGCCCUGGGCCCCGAGGCCACCCCCCAGCCAUCUGGGAGUCCUUCUCCCCCUGGCCUGCUGCUCCAGCUGACCCUGGGGCUGGUGGGGCCUCCUGGUCACUCUCUGAGCAAGGGGCAGGGGCAGGAGCUGGCCCAGGCUGUACUGCGGGACCUGCUGGGCAGAGCGGGCACCGGCAGGUGUCACUUCGGCAGCCCAGCACUGACCCCCAGCCUGGUCUUCACCGUGCGCGUGCUGGAGUCGCCCACCUGCCGCUUCCCGCCAGCCCGGGUGCUGCACGGGGCCCUGAGCCGCUCCCUCCGGAACAGAGCCCUGAGCGUGGACUCCGCCGGGGCCAGCUACACCACCGACCGGGCCAGGGUCAACCACACCACCCAGCAGCCGGGCUCCAAAUGGCUGAUCCCAUCCAACUCCACUAGCCCGGCCACAGUGGGGGCCUUAGCCCUGGGCCUCUGCCUCCCUCUACUCCUUCCGGCAGCUGCCUGGGGAGCCGCGGCCUUCCGGAGACAUCGAGCCGCCCUGCGUGCUGGCCCGCAGCUGAGGGAAGCUCGGUCACGCCAGAUUACGGGGGAGGAGAACGUCAUCGUUCCUGACCUUCCCAAUCUCUUCCGGGAAAGAGAGCCCCGGCCAGCACAACUGGCUCCUCCCCUGGGGGAGCCGGCCACAGGGAGGGCUUGGUCCUGGCCCCUGGACUUCACGUGGAGUCACAUGUAG
Messenger RNA from Tachyglossus aculeatus (Australian echidna), 2556 nucleotides. RefSeq names its product leishmanolysin like peptidase 2 (gene CIROP). NCBI's taxonomy places the organism in Eukaryota, Metazoa, Chordata, Mammalia, Monotremata, Tachyglossidae. Gene Ontology annotation, cellular component: cytoplasm; membrane. The record is from RefSeq and is a predicted model, not a curated record. Bases 1 to 2556 code for a protein of 851 amino acids. Gene Ontology annotation, molecular function: metalloendopeptidase activity. Gene Ontology annotation, biological process: proteolysis; cell adhesion. The transcript is spliced from 18 exons.